CACCCGCCACUCACAGGAACAAGAUGCCGGUAUACUUCCCUCGUUGGAGCCUGAAUGUUGUUUCGAACGACGGUGAAUCACGAAAUGAUGAGUGAAAGGCAUUCGAUCCUGGUGUGUUUCGAUGAACAGCUCUCUCUGACGUGGCGAGACGAAAAACCUGCGGCUACUAGCAGGCGACUCUACAGACUGAACAAACCCAGCGCAAGUGACAGUUCCUCGCGAAUUCCUCACCGUUUGGUUUUAUCACAACGUUGCCACCUGUGUGUCGACUCAUUCCGUUCUCGUUCCUCAACACGAUUCACUGCUGAAAACUUUUCUUCCUCGCAACGUCCUGACGACUUUUUCGUGGCGAACGUGGACCCCACAGGCAAUCCAUUGUGUUGCGACCUGCCCUCCGGACGGUUUACGACUGCAGAAUGUCACCCUUUCCCCGGAAAGCCCGAUAGGUUCCUGUGUAAAAGAAAGUGGCAAGGCGUGCGGUUUUGAACGAGGAAACAGCCAAACUGCCCGCGGGUCCCAGCAGGCCGGUUGUGCCCAGAGAUUCACCCGAAACCUUCUUUGCGCAGUUCCGUGCGAAAGUCCGCCUGCACAGUCCGUACAUCCGCCGAGUGUGUCUGGCGCGCGCUCGCGGCGCCAAGGCAGAAAAGGGUGACGAAAUGGAAGACUGAGCGCUUUUUCCUGUACGGUGUGGUGGCUUUCUUCCUGGCCGUGUGUUGUGCCCUUCUUUCUCUCCUCGCUUCCCCUGCACCUGCUGUGCGCCGCGAGACUUCCGUCGCCACGGGUGCCUCGUUUCUGCGUUUCUCGGUUCCUGUCUUCCCCUCCAGACGAGCCAAGCAGACGAACGACUGGGAGAACGACCCUUCUUUGCGCACUGGGCGGCCUUCUGAGAAAACUUUCCCCUUUCUUUCUGUCGCCUUGCAACUUCCUCGGGCACUUCCCCCGUUUCUCUCGACACAAACUUUGCAUGCAUCGAACUCGCUGCGCAACCCAGGUUUCCGUUCUCAGUAUCGCGUCUUCUUCGCAGCUCGGGCCUUUGCUCUCCGUUCAGCGAAGCGGGCGAGUGUCUUUUCCGCGGCCUCGAGUCUGAAAAAUCCAAAAAAAUACACAGCUGUGACCUCUCUCCGCGCGCGCUCCCCCCCCCUCCCCUGCCUCUUCCUUCCCCUAAGCGGUUGCCCCCAGGGACUUUUGAUUCUCUCCGCAGUGUUUCUUACUGAGCCUCGCUCUCAGUUUCGUUUCCUUUCUGUUGCUGUCUGAUCUCGCGUCCUUGCCUGCCUCCGUCUUCGUCUCCCGGCUGCUGCCUGUUUUCGAAAAAGGAACGCUCACGCCGCUCUCCGUAGCGGCCUUGCCAGAGCAGCUGCUCGCGCGAUUGAACUUGGAACAAAGAGCUCCUGAGGUCGUUUCGCCGGUAAAGAAGGUCGGGGCGCGACGCAAAAGCCAUGGCAGAGGGUGAAGGAGUUUCGGGAGAGGCGGCGACCUCCCAAGACACUCGAGCCGCGGGAGAGGCGUCGCGGCCAGAGCGUUCUCAGGCUGCAGUCGAAGACUUAAGGCAAGCAGAGAACGUUAACAGCGAAGAAGAAGCGGCGAUGGAGGAGUGCUUUGGAGACAUGGUGGCUGAAGCUGAGAGUCUGAAGACUGAAGGCAACGAGUUCUUCAAAACUCGACUCUUCCACCAAGCUGUUGAGAAGUACACUGCAGCAAUCGACCUCAUCUGCAGCAACACCAUGACUGCACAAACCAAGCAAAUUCUCCAGGUUCUCCUCUGCAACAGGGCCUUCUGUCAAAUCAACCUCGAAAACUAUGGCUCUGCGGUGGUUGAUGCGGAGCGUGUGAUUCAAAUGAAUCCCUUAUUUGCCAAGGCGUACUAUCGCCGCGGCUGCGCGUACUGCUGUCUCUCGCGCUACAAGAAGGCUCAGAAAGACUUCGAGCGCGUCAUUGCGUUGUCUGCGACACCGGAUCCGAGCGUCGUAUCGCGGCUGAACGAAUGCAAGAAACAGAUUCGGUUGGAGGCGUUCGCAGCCGCCAUCGAGACCCAACAGACGAUGCGCGCUUCUGAGGCUGUGCGGAAGGAAGGACUCGACACCCUCUGCCCUGUCGAGAAGAGCUACGACGGACCUGUGUACGCGCCCACUGGCAGCGAGUACUGCUCUGCGGAGUUUGUCGGAGCUCUGAAGGAAUUCUUGAAAGAUACGUCGAAGAGACUGCACAAACAAUUCGCCUACCGCAUGGUCUUGGACGUGAUAUCUCUUUUGGGCAAGCUGCAGACGCUGGAGAGAAUCCGCAUUCCUGACGACGGCGAAAUCACCGUCUGCGGAGACGUCCAUGGACAGUACUACGACUUGUGCAACAUCUUCGAACUCAACGGAAUGCCCUCCAAAGAAAAUCCCUACCUUUUCAAUGGAGACUUCGUCGACAGAGGCUCCUUCUCCGUAGAGUGCAUUCUUCUGCUCUACGCCGCGAAGCUUGCCUUCCCCGACGCGUUCCACCUCACUCGAGGAAAUCAUGAAACUUUUGAAAUGAAUCGGCUCUACGGUUUUCGAGGCGAAGUCCUGCACAAAUACGACGAACGCCUGUAUAAUCUGUUCUGUGAGUCUUUCCGUCUGCUGCCGCUCGCGUUUGUGUUGAACGACGCCGUGUUCGUCGUCCACGGAGGCCUUCUGAGUCGCGACGAUGUGACUCUCGAGGAAAUCAACAAAAUUGACAGAGACAGGGAACCUCCUGAUGGCGGACUGAUGACGGAUCUCCUCUGGUCUGACCCUUCGCCGCUACCGGGGCGUUCGCCGUCCAAGCGAGGUGUAGCUUGUCAGUUCGGCCCAGAUGUAACUGCUGCCUUCUUGAAGCGAAACAAUUUGAAGCUGGUGAUUCGCUCGCACGAAAUGAAGGACGACGGCUACGAAGUGUGCCACAACGGCCAGCUGGUCACCGUCUUCAGUGCACCGAAUUACUGCGACCAGAUGAAAAACAAAGGGGCCUUCGUCAGGCUGGACGGAAAGACGCUGACCCCGAAGUACACGCAGUUCGAGGCGGUGCCUCAUCCAGCGACGCGACCAAUGCAAUACGCGAAUCCCAUGCUCAGCUUCAUGUAGACGUCCUCUCUACAUUUCUCUUCCUUUUAUUGAUUCAGUCGUUCUUCUCUCGUCUCUCUCCUCUCCACCUUUCGCCGUUUCGUCUCCCUCGUCCUUCUCGCGCGUCGCUCGCGGGUCCUCGGUCGCUCCUCUCCCGUCUCUUGCACGUCUCGCCGACGGGUUUUCUCCGAAUAUAAGCCGAAUCGCACACUGGGCGGGACCUCUCUGCGACGUUUUUCGGGGGACGAAGCGGAAGCGGCACAACGUAGUUGCUUCUUUUCGCGGGUUUUCGUUCCGGUUUUCCCUGGGUCCCUCUUUCGCUUCGUCUCUGCUCGCGGUUCUCUCGCUUCUGGCGUCUCAAGGCCGCUCGAUGAGGCGGAACAGAAUUGUCGGAGCGGAACCUGCGACGAGACCAGAAUCUCUGCAGGUUUUUCCCGAGGAAUGAAGUCGCAGCGGCGUUCUGUGUAACGGCGCGGCGUGGACAAGUCACCACAGAGUGCUGUUUCUCUGCAUGUCUUCGUGUUUCGCAUUCAAAGAUCAAGUGCUCGUUUCCUGUGGUCGUCGGCCUCACAUUUGCAGUCCUUCGUUUCUCCAGAAGGUCUCAGCUUCUUCGUCGCCGUCUCGAGAGCACUUGGAUAUUUGUAUCGCGUCGUCCUUCUCCGUACAUGAGAGCCGACACUCUACAGGUGCAUGAGCGCGCCGGGUCCAGCUAGGGAAACGCAAAUGCUUGCCUUUAUGUGUAUAUCUCUUGAUGGACAGUUUCGCGAAUUUCAGCUCUCGCCUCCGGUUCGUUUGCAAAUGGUGUGUGCUUCUUGUCUGUGAACGAAGGCUUUUUUUGGACUCGCGCGGUUCUCGAGCUGGGCAACGGGGCGUCGGGGACGGGCGGGAACUGUCGGUGCAUGCUCGCACAGGUGCUCGAGUGACGCAGCUGUCCAGCGGCAUUUGCUUUCUUGGCAUCUCUGCGUGUCUAUGUUGUUGCGAAAAUCGGUUCUUGCGGAAGCAACGAAGCAAUGGAUUUGUGCAGCUUUGUUUUUUCUCCAGAUGUGCGGGUUCCGACACCCCCGGGACCGCGCCUCCCGGUGAGGCCGUAAAAAAGCAGUUUUUCGAGCUUCUCUUUCCUUUGAACUUCUCUUUCCUUGGAUCUUCUCUCGACCUCUACUUUUCUACACAACCCCAGAGAGCCUGUCUCUUGCCUUCUUCUCUGUCUCCUCUUGUCCCCUCUGUCAACCUUUCUUGUUCUCUCCCUUUGCUUUCUCUGUCUCUCGUCUUGCUCUUUCAAACCCUGGUUCGAUGCUUUGCUCGGUCUCUCCUGCUGCCUCUUCUUCCUCUUUUUUGUUGCUCUCUCGCUCACGGUUGGCGUUACCUCUCGCCCCCCUCGCAGUCGUUUCUCUUCUCUCGAAAGCUGAAGUGAAUUCGAGGAGAAAACGUAGCGACGGCCAGUCCACCUACUCGCCACCUUCAGUGCACAGUAAUCCUGUCCGAAUCUCUGCUGAAGGGCACACUAAAGAUUUUCUUCGAAUGCCUCCAUCGACGCACAGCCAAAGUUCUCCCACCGAAACAGCACAGCUGCACCUACAUAUAUAUAUAUAUAUAUAUAUGUAAACAUGGACUUGGUCGUCUUCAGUGACAGGUGACACUUGGAGCAGGUUGAAAGUCAAGGUUUGUGUGGGAGCGCGAAAAGGCUGGAAGCCAGUGUCUCUUGCUUCUGUUUCUGUCUCCCUCCGUUAUGUUCUUUCUGCACAUACGCAUGCGUCCCUAGAAGAAUUCAUACACAUUUUUGUG
Toxoplasma gondii ME49 is the source of this 4844-nucleotide messenger RNA. Its product is annotated as serine/threonine protein phosphatase. Gene Ontology annotation, molecular function: protein binding; protein serine/threonine phosphatase activity. The coding region runs from base 1437 to 3083 and encodes 548 amino acids. Gene Ontology annotation, cellular component: cytosol; nucleus. The record is from RefSeq and is a predicted model, not a curated record. NCBI's taxonomy places the organism in Eukaryota, Apicomplexa, Conoidasida, Eucoccidiorida, Sarcocystidae. The transcript is spliced from 8 exons.